Molecule: messenger RNA, 660 nt
Organism: Serinus canaria (Common canary)
Lineage: Eukaryota; Metazoa; Chordata; Aves; Passeriformes; Fringillidae
Product: saposin-C-like
Exons: 5
Coding region: 100-555 (151 amino acids)
Biological process (GO): lipid metabolic process
Source: RefSeq, a predicted model, not a curated record
CACCCCCACAGCCCGCGGCCCCGCUAUAAAAGGUGUCAGGAUGCAGGCAGCCACCCACGGCCAGUCAGUCACCUGCUGUCACGGCACAGCGGGCUCACCAUGGCGGCCACCCUCCUCCUGCUGCUGCUGGGAGCAGCACAGGCCACGGCCUCCCCGCCCUGCCAGGGUGACCCCAGCUCCUGGUGCUGGGACACGGCCAUGGCCACGCGCUGCGGCUGGGAGCAGCAGUGCCAGCACCUCCAGGACAGCCUGGCCCUGGGGAAUGCAACUGAUGGGGACAGCGUUGCUGAUGGGGACAUGGUGGCACCGGGCAGGGGGAUCAAGUGCAGCCUGUGCACCAAGGUCCUGAAGAAGAUGCAGGCGCUGGCAGGUGACAACCCCGACGAGUCGGCGGUGGAGGCAGCUCUGCAGAAGGGCUGCCGGGUGCUGGGCCGGUCCGUGGGCAGGCGGUGCCAGCAGCUGGUGAGCAAGUACCGGGAGCAGAUCACCGAAGGGCUGCAGAACGGGGACAUGCCCCGGGACAUCUGCACUGCCAUGGGCAUCUGCCGCUCCUGAGCACAGGGCACGGCCCCCAGUGCCCCCAAACCGGACACCCCCACAGCCCCGAUGCCCCCACAGCCCAGCCAUCCCCCUCCCCCACAAUAAAGUCCCUCCUCUGGC